AUGCACCUUCUCCGACUACCAAACGAGCUCCUACAAUUGGUCGCAGGCAACCUGUCCACGGACGCAGACCUGAACGCUUUAAUCCAAACCCAUAGUCGCUUUUACCACCUGCUACAAACGUAUUUGUUCGAGCACAAUGUCCGUUAUGGCGAAAGCUCUGCCCUCGUCUGGGCCGCAGCACUUGGCCAUAUAGAGAUAGCAAAAAGGGCACUUCGAGCGAAAGCAGAUGCCAACACCCUUGGCCCUCUCCACCGUUCUCUCUUCGGUCUCAACUUGCGUACUUGUCCGAGCAUCGUCUUGCCUGCCGAUCAUGUGUGGGAAGGGCACUUCCCCGACCGUCGGCGCAGGUCAACGCCGAUCAUGCUUGCGGCAGUGUGUGGACAUAAGGAGAUCGUUGAGCUUUUGGUCCAUCACGGCGCCGACAUCAAUCGCGAAGUCGGUGUUUGCACCCCUGUCCUCGGAGCGAUAGCACAUGCGCAUGCUGAUGUUGUGGAGUACUUACUGAUCACUGGUGCUGAUCUGGAUGUCAUCCUGCAAGGUUUCUGGUGGUAUAAUCCCCUCGAACUCGCAGCGCAUGAAGGACAUGUGGAGGUGGUGAAUGUACUGCUUCGGCAUGGUGUUGAUCCCAACAAGUCCUCACCACUCGCGCUUGCGGCAGCAAUGGGCAGAGUGGAGGCGGCGCGUGCCCUACUUGAAGGGGGAGCAAGCAUCGAGGAAAGAAGUACUAAUAAUCAUAUGGAUGCAUUCUUUAAUGCAGUGGAUAGAAAUGAAGCAACGAUAGUCGGCUUGUUGAUCGACUAUGGGGCGAGCCUUGAACGCAGAGAUGACGACGACAUGACUCCCCUCGCAUUUGCCGCUCGAUGGAAAAGUGUUAAAGCUGCUGAGGUACUUCUUCAUCAUGGUGCCAACGUCAACGCCUUGGUACAUGGCUCCACGGCGUUAUCUUUCGCGAUUGAAGAAGGAAAUGUGUCGGCGGUGAAACUACUGCUUGAGAACGGUGCUGAUUUAACCAUAACGAACGAGCCGUUUCUUUUAGGAGUACUUAAGAGAAGUCACGAUCAGAAGGUGGACACCGCAAUAGUCGAGCUGCUACUAAGUCACAAGGCCGAUCCUAACUGCUGUGACCAGAAAGGGAGGACGCCGUUGUUCCUUGCGACAGUUAAACAUAAUCUCGACAUCAUGAGGUUAUUGCUUGCGCACGGAGCCAAUCCAAACCGAGAAGACGAGGAAAUUGAUUUAUUAUCGUGGGCCUUUCUGAAAGGCCAUGAAGACGUAGUGAAGCUGUUACUCGCUUAUGGCGCCAGGGAAUCAUGGGUCAGAGGCGAUCACACCAUGAGACUCUGA
Aspergillus bombycis is the source of this 1344-nucleotide messenger RNA. RefSeq names its product ankyrin repeat domain-containing protein. NCBI's taxonomy places the organism in Eukaryota, Fungi, Ascomycota, Eurotiomycetes, Eurotiales, Aspergillaceae. Bases 1 to 1344 code for a protein of 447 amino acids. Gene Ontology annotation, molecular function: protein binding. The record is from RefSeq and is a predicted model, not a curated record. The transcript has a single exon.